Musa acuminata subsp. malaccensis (wild Malaysian banana) is the source of this 2349-nucleotide messenger RNA. The record is from RefSeq and is a predicted model, not a curated record. Lineage: Eukaryota; Viridiplantae; Streptophyta; Magnoliopsida; Zingiberales; Musaceae.
CCAAUGAAUUUUGGUGAUCUCAUCAACUUGGAGAGCUUGGAUUUGUCGCAAAAUAAGAUUUCAGGACAAAUACCAGAAACUAUUGAGAAUCUCCAAAAUAUACGAUCUCUAUAUUUAUAUGAUAAUUUUAUUAUUGGGCAGAUACCAGAGACCUUCAACAGACUCUACAACUUGCAAUUCUUGGAUGUAUCACGUAACCACUUAACAAGGUUAGUAGCUGAGACUUUGAAUGGGCUCUGCAAUUUGAGUUUUAUAGAUUUAUCACAUAACCAUAUUGGUGGAGAGUUAAGCUAUCUAAUUGAUAGUUUACUACAUUGUGAACAAAGAGCCACUCUAUAUUUAUCUAUUAGUGGCAACAAUUUGAGUGGGAUUGUCCCUUCAAGUAUGGGUCAAUUAUCUGCAUUACAAGUAUUGGACCUCUCCUCAAACUUGUUGGAAGGUAAUAUCACUGAAGCACACUUUUCCAAACUCACCAACUUGGAACACUUGGACAUAUCUUAUAACUCCUUGAAUGUGAUCCUACCCGAUGAUUGGUUUCCACCUUUUAAUGCCAACCUUAUUAUCAUGAGCUCAUGUCAUUUGGGAACUAGAUUUCCAGUUUGGAUUCAAACACAAACAAAUUUGAAAUAUCUUUCUUUAUCUGAAGUUGGACUCUCCGGUAACCUUCCAACUUGGUUUUCAGAUAUCUCAACAAGUUUAUGGUAUCUUAACUUGAGUUCCAAUAACUUGAAUGGCCCACUACCCACUGCUCCUCCCGGGGAAGUAAUCGAUCUCUCCAAUAACUCAUUUGUUGGACCCAUUCCGUUGAGUUUUGCAAAUGGCCCGUACCUUCAAAUUUUGUCUUUAUCUCAUAACAAUAUCAAUGGUAGUUUUUUUUCCUUUUUCUGUAAUCUUAAUUCUCUCCGAGUCCUCGACCUAUCAAACAAUAAUUUAUCUGGGACAGUCUCAAAGUGUCAUAAAUCAUUCCCAACUUCUUUACAAUCUUUGCAUCUGAACCACAACAACUUGUCUGGAAGAUUUCCUUCCUUCCUGAAACAUUGUGAACAAUUGGUUACUCUCGAUCUUGGCGAAAAUAAUUUGUUUGAUGAAAUACCAAUAUGGAUGGGAGAAAAUCUUUUGUCCUUGAGAGUUCUUAGUUUGAAGUCAAACCUAUUUUAUGGUACCAUUCCAGUGCACAUAGCAAAUCUUACUUCUCUCCAAGUUUUGGAUCUUUCUUCCAACAAUCUUUCUGGUAGCAUACCUUCAUCUCUUGGAAAUUUUAAUGCUAUGGUUGAGAUACAACAUGAUACUACAUCGUUGCUUCAUCUUGUUGAUGGUGGUUAUUAUGGCGAGAGCAUAGUAAUAACAGCAAAAGGAUAUGACAUCCAAUACACCACAAUUCUCUCACUUGUAACAAGCAUAGACCUAUCAAACAAUAAUCUUUCCGGCGAGAUCCCAAGAGAGCUUACGAAACUUCAUGGAUUGCAUUUCUUGAACUUAUCCAAGAAUCAUUUGAGAGGAACCAUUCCAGAAAAGAUUGGUUCCAUGGAACAACUGGAAUCACUUGACUUAUCGAUGAAUAAUCUCACAGGAGAUAUUCCUUCCAGCUUUUCAUCUCUCAACUUCCUAAGCCACUUGAAUCUCUCUCACAAUAACUUGUCAGGAAGAAUUCCAACAGCCGGUGGUCAAAUGUCGACCUUCAUUGACGACCCGUCAAUCUACGAUGGUAAUGAAUACCUUUGUGGUACGCCACUGCCAGAGUGCCCUGGUGAUGCAGCUCAUCAAAGUCCACCUCAUGAACAGGAAGAGAAAAACGGUGACAGGCUUGAAACAGUGUGGGAAAUUACCAGCAUCGUCAUGGGUUUUGUGGUUGGUUUUUGGAGUUUUGUUGGAACAAUGAUCAUGAAACAGAGCAUAAGGAUUGCGUUCUUUCGAUUUUUCGACAAGGCUUACGAUUGGUGCUACGUGCAGUUGGCAGUCGGAUGUGCAAGGUUAAAGUCCAAACGGCAAAGUGUGACUUGAUCCAUCGGUGGCAAGAACUGAAGAGUUUACUGUUACAUCUUAAGGAGGUCUCAAGUUGCUUUUCCAGUUAGUAAUUCCAUCUCGUAUGUUAUCGUGUAAUGUUUUCAGAAUAAAGAAGGAAAAGGGUAUCGCAGUUGAUGGCCUUUUGCUUCAUCAGUAUGUAUGUAUUUGUUCUAAUCAGUUCAAAAACUUAAUCAUCCGUCGUUCUAAUCAAUAUGUUCAAGUCAGUCAUCCCUACCGUUGUCUUUAUGACAUUAUAAUCAAGCAGAAAGAAGUAUGCUGAAGAGCUUAUUGUUACAUCUUGAGGUCGCAAGCUGCUUUCAAGUAAUGCUGUCUGUAAUCAUCACG